Molecule: messenger RNA, 1747 nt
Organism: Bursaphelenchus okinawaensis
Lineage: Eukaryota; Metazoa; Nematoda; Chromadorea; Rhabditida; Aphelenchoididae
Source: the annotation of a GenBank genome assembly
AUGUCAGCGCCACUAAUAGUACGAGAUUGGCAAAAGGACUGUGUAUACCUGGUACAGUUUCCUAGAGCUGGCUGUAUACCUAGUAUAUCAUCGUAUUGUCUGAAGAUGGAGACAUGGUUGAGGAUAGCCGAGAUACCAUAUCAGGUAGACCAACAUUUUUUAAUUACUGUAGAACAGUUAUGCAUUACUAUAAUAUUUAAUUUUUAAAUGUGUUGUAAAAUACGACUUCUCUUCUAAACGCAUUGGCAAUCCAUUUAGAAUGUGGACAGUCAAUUCAAGUACAAGUCGGAGCGAGGACAACUGCCAUUUGUCGAGCUGAAUGGUCGCCAAAUCUGUGAUACCAACUACAUCAUAGCAGAGUUGUCUCGUAUGUUUCAUGUUCAAUUGGACGAUCAGCUCAAUGAAAAGGAACGAUCGGAGUUUGUUGCGAUUGAGGCUUUGAUCGAGGAUUCUUUGUCAUGGUAUGCCACUUCUAAAUUUACAUUACAACUUGAGAUUAAUCAUGUAGUUAAACUAUAAAAAUAAUAUUAUAAUUCGACCUACGUUGAUGGAGUAUCCGUAUUUUACAAUUUACAGUAGUUUCUCUUACUAGCAUAAAAAAUAUUUUUAAAAAUCAAAUGAUGUGGUCUAAUAUUAUAUUUAAAAAAUCACUUUCAGGUCAGUAAACUACUACCGAAGCUUGAAUCUGUCAUUUCUAUCAACAGAUGACGGACUUCUAGCUCAUUUCAGUGGUUUCAGAAAGUUAAUGUUCAGGACAUUUUUGGUAAAUCGUCUCAAACGUAAUGUAAGUCAGCUUUUUUACAGUAUGCUCUUAGAUAACGUAACAAAAGGCUUAUCAUAUAUUUACAGUGUAAUUUAGAGAAAAAACUGAGAUUUGUGUGGUAUAUUAUAACAGGAGAUUUUUUAUAAAAGAACAUAUUAUAACGUAUUAAUUGUGUGUUAUUUCAGUAUCGACAACGAUGUAAAGCCCAAGGUAUUGGUCGCCAGUUACCGUCAGAUGUUAUGGAAGCUACAAUCAGAAAGUUGAAGGCAAUAUCGGUGUUUUUAGGCGACAAAAAGUAUAUUAUGGGAGAUAAAGUUACUUCGGUAAGUUGAUGUAAAUAUAACAUAUUCUAAAACUUUGAUUUUAAAUUGUCAUAAAUUGAGUAGCUAGUUAGCUUUUUUAAUGUAACAAAUUUUACAGUAUAUAUAUAUAUAUAUUUAUAUAAUAGUAUAUGUUACGAUUAUUUGGACAUUAUUCCAUAUUUCAGUUAGAUGCUACAGCGUUCGGCCAUUUGUGUAUGUUUUACUACUGUCCUCUGAACAAAGAUAUUAAAAACUACAUGGAAACUGACUGUCGCAACAUAAUCGACUACCUUCGCAACGUUAAAGAAGAGUUUUGGUCGGAUUGGAAUGAAUGUACGGCCAAACUGUCAUUGGCUACAAAGCCUAGGCAAAUGAUGCCUCUUAAUGGUGUAUAUCCUUCUAAUGAGUAAGGCGUUUUAAUAUAAUUGGUUUUAAAUUAUAGUUGCUGGUUAUAGCUUUUAAUUUUGAGUGACUUUUAAAAAAGUUAUGUCAAUUUAUCUUAAAGUUUAGUAUAAUAUUUUUAGUAUCAUAUUGUAGUUACUCUGUAAACAAUAUGUUUAACAAUAUGAAUUUAAGUUUUAAUUUUAGAAGAUUAAAGAUACCAGACAUGGGUGACCGAGAGAUGACAGACAUGUCCAGAACCAACGAAUCAUUCGAAGAUCUAGAACGUUCUAUCAAAUAA